ACAGCUGCUGAUUAGAUUCUGUGUCUGCGGGCUGAAUUUAUUCCGUGUUUUUCAGCAGCAGGAAUUCAAGAGGGAUGCUUCUGUUUGGGUUUCUGAUGGUGAUUUAUAUUUAUUCAGAGGAAUAACAGAGGGUGGAUCUGUUCCCGGCGCGAGCAUGCUCACAACCAGCCGACUCUCCCAUUAUCCCACUGCCUAGUUUGGUGCUCCAAUGUACAUGGAUCUUCCGUGUGCAUACGUGUGUAUACAAACACGCAUGCAUGCCUGGAUGGACAUACGUAGGCACAGGCUGUUUUUUAAGGACAAUUCUUUCAAUAAGGUCUUUACCCCUUACUUGAAACAGGUGUUCAUGAAAAAAAUGCACAAUAUCCCGACUGGCCGGAAUAAUUCAUGAAGAAGGGGCUGGAUCCGUGGGUCAGAGAACACAGGACCAGUUUGCCAUCCCAAGGCCGAAGGAUUCGAGACACAAACCCAGCAGCCUGGAAGUAGUUCAUGGAGCAGCCUCAAGAGACCCCGGCCAGGCAAGCUCUCCCCUCCAGAGGGCAGAGUGGUGUGUAAGAGGAGGCCGCAGCAGCGUGGACAUGAAUGCUGGUUUCCAAAGAGAACAGCGUUUUAGUUUCGGUCACCGGAAGUGGUGCCUUCAGCACAGAAGAAGAGUCUGACUUCUCCUCCGAGGCCACCGAUCACCAAACACGGGACAAAGGAGAGAGGAAGCCAGGACGGAGCUGCCCCCAGCAUCCAGUGUGGCGUCUCUUGGGCUGGCACCAGGGAUGACUGGGCCAUGGACACAGACGUCUCCCACCUUCAGCCAUUCGCAUAGCACACGGGGGACUYGUGGGGGCCACUUGCCACUGCCCACCGGCACAACACAAUGGCAAUACUGACAUCCCCCGUGACGUUUUCACRACAGACAUUCAGGCAGGAAGCGCCGGUGUGCUUUCUGUCUGCCAAGUAGAGGGCCAUGCCUCACCCAGAGGAGUAGCUUGGGCCCCAGUGACCUGCUCUGAGUCCACUGGCAGCCAGUGACACUUGCAAAAAAAAAAAAAAAAAUCUCCCAAAGCCGUCUCAGGGUGGGCUUCUGCAGCUUUUGACCAAUGUGGCCAAAGCUGGACGCCUCCUCCGGACACUUGGAUUCUUCRUAAAUGCAGCCUGCCCCACCCUCCCUGAGUAGCAUCUGAGGUCUCCGCGAAGGUCAUGGAUCCUGAACAAAGCAUCAAGGGCACCAAGAAGGCUGAGGGAAGUCCCCGGAAGCGGCUGACCAAAGGAGAGGCCGUUCAGACCAGUGUUUCCUCCAGCGUCCCCUACCCAGGCAGCAGCACAGCUGCCCCCCAAGAGAGUGCCCCCCAGGAGCUCCUAGCCCCGCAGCCCUUCCCCGGCCCCUCGGCAGUUCUUAGGGAAGGCUCUCAGGAGAAAACGGGCCAGCAGCAGAAGCCCCCCAAGAGGCCGUCCAUCGAAGCCUCCGUCCACAUCUCCCAGCUUCCGCAGCACCCUCUGACACCAGCAUUCAUGUCGCCGGGCAAGCCGGAGCACCUCCUGGAGGGGUCCACGUGGCAGCUCAUUGACCCCAUGAGACCUGGGCCCUCGAGCUCCUUCGUGACACCUGGGCUCCACCCGCAGAGCCAGCUCCUCCCUUCCCACGCUUCCAUCCUCCCCCCUGAGGACCUGCCUGGCAUCCCCAAGGUCUUUGUGCCCCGUCCCUCCCAGGUGUCCCUGAAGCCCACGGAAGAGGCGCACAAGAAGGAGAGAAAGCCCCAGAAGCCUGGCAAGUACAUCUGCCAGUACUGCAGCCGGCCCUGCGCCAAGCCCAGCGUGCUCCAGAAGCACAUCCGCUCGCACACGGGCGAGAGACCCUACCCCUGCGGCCCCUGCGGCUUCUCCUUCAAGACCAAGAGCAACCUCUACAAGCACAGGAAGUCCCAUGCCCACCGCAUCAAAGCCGGCCUGGCCUCGGGCGUGGGCGGCGAGAUGUACCCGCCAGGGCUGGAGAUGGAGAGGAUCCCYGGGGAGGAAUUUGAGGAGCCCACCGAGGGAGAAAGCACAGACUCCGAAGAGGAAACUGGCGCCACGUCUGGGCCCCCCACAGAGCUCCCCGCCAGGCCUAAGCACCCCCUCCUCUCCAGCAGCUUGUACAGCUCCGGAAGCCACAGUUCCAGCCACGAACGCUCCUCCCUGUCCCAGUCCAGYGCAGCACCGUCGCUGGAGGACCCGACUCCCUUUGCAGAACCCUCAUCGGAGCAUCCCCUGAGCCAUAAGCCGGAAGACACCCACACCAUUAAGCAGAAGCUGGCCCUCCGCCUGAGUGAGAGGAAGAAGGUGAUUGAUGAGCAGGCGUUUCUGAGCCCAGGCAGCAAAGGCAGUACUGAGUCUGGGUACUUCUCCCGCUCCGAGAGCGCUGAACAGCAGGUCAGCCCCCCAAACACCAAUGCCAAGUCCUAUGCGGAGAUCAUCUUCGGCAAGUGCGGACGGAUUGGCCAGAGGACCGCCAUGCUGACCGCCACCUCCACCCAGACCCUCYUGCCCCUGUCCACGGAAGACAAGCCCAGCCUGGUACCUUUGUCUGUGCCCCGGACACAGGUGAUCGAGCACAUCACGAAGCUCAUCACCAUCAACGAGGCUGUGGUGGACACCAGCGAGAUAGACAGCGUGAAGCCCAGGAGRAGCUCUCUGACCAGGCGCAGCAGCAUGGAGUCCCCCAAGUCCAGCCUCUACCGGGAGCCCCUGUCGUCCCACAGUGAGAAGACAAAGCCCGAACAAUCACUGCUGAGCCUCCAGCACCCACCCAGUACCACCCCCCCUGUGCCCCUCCUGAGAAGCCAGUCUAUGCCUUCGGCCACCUGCACCCUCAGUACCCCCCACCACACCUUCCGAGGUAGCUACUCCUUCGACGACCAUAUCACCGACUCUGAUACCCUGAGCCGCAGCAGCCCAGUGUUUACCUCCCACCCCCGGAUGCUGAAGCGCCAGCCUGCCAUCGAGCUUCCUCUGGGAAGCGAGUACAGCUCUGAGGAGGCUGGACCAAGUAGCAAAGACGCAGCCUCCAAGCCCUCCGACGAACCGGAACCCAAGGAAAGUGAACUCACCAAAAAGACCAAGAAGGGCUUGAAAACAAAAGGGGUCAUCUAUGAAUGUACCAUAUGUGGUGCUCGGUACAAGAAAAGGGAYAAUUACGAAGCCCAUAAAAAGUACUACUGCUCAGAGCUUCAGAUCACCAAGCCCCUCUCUGCAGGUGCUCACGCAUCCUCCGAAGCCGAGAAGAGUCCAUCRGAACACGAGCCGUGGUCCCAGAUGAUGCAUUAUAAACUGGGGGCCACCUUGGAACUCACUCCACUGAGGAAGAGGAGGAAGGAGAAGAGUCUUGGGGAUGAGGAAGAGCCGCCUACCUUUGAGUCAACAAAAAGUCAGUUUGGCAGCCCCGGGCCRUCCGACGCCGCUCGGAACCUUCCCCUGGAGUCCACCAAGUCACCAGCAGAACCAAGUAAAUCAGCGCCCUCGUUGGAGGGACCCACGGGCUUCCAGCCUCGGACUCCCAAGCCAGGGUCCAGUUCAGAAUCAGGGAAGGAGAGGAGAACAACGUCCAAAGAAAUUUCUGUCAUCCAGCACACCAGCUCCUUCGAGAAAUCCGACCCUCUCGAGCAGCCCACUGGCCCGGAAGGGGAAGACAAAUCUCUGGCCCAGUUCUCGUCCCCGCCACCUGCCCCGCACGGACGCCCGGCGCAUUCCCUGCCACCCAAGCUGGUCCGCCAGCCCAACAUUCAGGUUCCAGAGAUCCUGGUGACYGAGGAGCCGGACCGGCCUGACACAGAACCCGAGCCACCUCCUAAGGAACCCGAGAAGACAGAGGAGUUCCAGUGGCCCCAGCGCAGCCAGACACUGGCCCAGCUCCCAGCCGAGAAGCUGCCACCCAAGAAGAAGAGGCUGCGCCUGGCGGAGAUGGCCCAGUCAUCCGGGGAGUCCAGCUUUGAGUCUUCGGCGCCUCUGUCUCGAAGCCCGAGCCAGGAAAGCAGUGUCUCUCUGAGUGGGUCCAGCCGCUCAGCCUCAUUCGACAGGGAUGACCACGGGAAAGCUGAGGCCCCUGGGCCCUCAUCUGAUCCUCGCUCCAAACCCUUGGGCACCCAUAUGCUGACUGUCCCCAGCCACCACCCACAUGCCCGAGAGAUGCGGAGGUCAGCUUCYGAGCAGAGCCCCGACACUUCCCACUCUGCCCACGUGACUGAGAUACGCAGCAAAUCAUUUGACUACGGCAGCUUGUCCUUGACAGGCCCUUCUGCACCAGCCCCAGUGGCUCCACUGGCUCCGGCGGCCCCGCCAGAGAGAAGAAAAUGCUUUCUGGUGAGGCAGGCYUCUCUGAGCAGGCCUCCGGAAAUGGAGCCAGAGGCCACCCCUAAGGGAAGACAAGAGAGUGAGGACCCACAGUCCUCAUCCGGGAAACCUUCAACCAAAAGUUCGUUGCCCCAGAUUUCCUCAGYGGCCACCUCGCACAGUGGGCACCCGGGAGGCAAGAGCCAAGUGCAGGACAGGACCCYGCUGGGGUCCACUCCACCCUUCACGGAAGCACUGCAGGUGCUGCACCACCCCGUGGCCCAGCUGCCCCUGCAGGAGAAACCAUAUCUGCCCCCACCUGUCUCGCUUCUUUCUUUCCAGCACCUCUUGCAGCACGAGCCAGGACAGUCUUCAGACUUCUUCUCCAGCCAGGCCAUGUCCAGCCUCCUCUCCUCACCAUACUCCAUGCCUCCACUCCCUCCGUCCUUAUUCCAAGCCCCACCACUUCCCCUCCAGCCUACUGUUCUGCACCCAGGCCAACUCCAUCUCCCCCAGCUCUUGCCUCAUCCAGCUGACAUUCCCUUCCGGCAGCCCCCUUCCUUCCUCCCCAUGCCAUACCCGGCCUCCUCAGCACUCUCUUCUGGGCUUUUCCUGCCUCUGCAAUCCCAGUUUGCACUGCAGCUCCCUGAUGUGGAAAGCCACCUGCCCCAGAUCAAAACCAGCCCAGCUCCACUGGCGACAGCAACUCCUGGCCCCUCCUGCAGCACAGGGUACAGCAGUGACAUCCACUUGCCCCCUGCAGCUCCCCCAGCCAGUUCCUCGGCACCCACAUCAGCCCUGCCGCUGGCCCUGCCCGCCUGUCCAGACACCAUGGUGUCCCUGGUUGUGCCCGUCCGCAUUCAGACCAACACGCCRUCCUAUGGGAGUGCAAUGUACACCACCCUUUCUCAGAUCUUGGUCACCCAGUCUCAAGGCAGCUCAGCAAGUGCACCUCUUCCCAAGAGUGAGGAGCCCUCAUCCAAAGGGACAGCCGCGUGUGGGGCACACGUGUAUGAGGCUGGGCCUGGACUGCCGGGCUUAAGUGAAGAGCAAAGCAGAGGUUUCCAGACUCCAUACCUGAGAGUGCCUGUGACAUUACCUGAAAGAAAAGGCACUUCCCUGUCAUCAGAAGGUGCCUUGAGCCUUGAGGGGAGUUCCUCGACAGUGGGGGGAAGCAAACGUGUCCUUUCACCAGCUGGCAGCCUUGAACUUACCAUGGAAACCCAGCAGCAAAAAAGAGUGAAGGAAGAGGAAGCUUCCAAAGCAGAUGAAAAACUUGAGCUGGUAAAACCAUGCAGUGUUGUGCUGACCAGCACUGAGGGUGGGAAGAGGACAGAGAAAUCCCAUCCAGGAAGCCAGGGCCAGGGCAGGAGGGAGCUAGAAACACUGGCCAGCCUGUCCUCAGAUCCAUCUGACCCCAAGGAAAUUCCUCCCCUCUCUCACUCCACAUUGUCCCAUGGGACAGCCCCAGGCUCAGAAGCUUUGAAGGAAUAUGCCCACCCAUCUGGGAGAGCUCAUCGAAGAGGGUUGCCCCCACUGAGCGUGAAGAAAGAAGAUUCCAAGGAACAACCUGAUCCCCCUCCCCUGGCUCCUCCCAGCUCUCUGCCUCUGUCAGAAACGUCCCUCAGACCUGCCAAGUCACAAGAAGGUACGGACUCAAAGAAGGUACUGCAGUUCCCCAGCCUCCACACGACCACUAAUGUCAGUUGGUGCUAUUUAAACUACAUUAAGCCAAAUCACAUCCAGCAUGCAGAUAGGAGGUCCUCUGUUUACGCUGGUUGGUGCAUAAGUUUGUACAACCCCAACCUUCCGGGGGUUUCCACUAAAGCUGCUUUGUCCCUCCUGAGGUCUAAGCAGAAGGUGAGCAAAGAGACAUACACCAUGGCCACAGCUCCGCAUCCUGAGGCAGGAAGGCUUGUGCCAUCCAGCUCCCGCAAGCCCCGCAUGACAGAGGUGCACCUCCCGUCGCUGGCUUCCCCGGAAGGCCAGAAAGAGCUAGCUAGAGUGGAGAUGGAGGAGGAGAAGCGAGGGAAGCCGGAGGAGGACGCUCCCGCCCCCAAGAGAGGGGAGCCGGCAAGGAUCAAAAUCUUCGAAGGAGGGUACAAAUCAAACGAAGAGUAUGUAUAUGUGCGAGGCCGCGGCCGAGGGAAAUAUGUUUGUGAGGAGUGUGGAAUUCGCUGCAAGAAGCCCAGCAUGCUGAAGAAACACAUCCGCACCCACACUGACGUCCGACCCUAUGUGUGCAAGCACUGUCACUUUGCUUUUAAAACCAAAGGGAAUCUGACUAAGCACAUGAAGUCGAAAGCCCACAGCAAAAAGUGCCAAGAGACAGGGGUGCUAGAGGAGCUGGAAGCCGAAGAGGGAACCAGUGAUGACCUGUUCCAGGACUCGGAAGGGCGAGAGGGCUCCGAGGCUGUGGAGGAACAUCAGUUUUCAGACCUGGAGGACUCGGACUCGGACUCAGACCUGGAUGACGACGAGGAUGAGGACGAGGAGGAGAGCCAGGACGAGCUGUCCCGGCCAUCCUCAGAGGCGCCUCCACCCGGUCUGACAGCCGUGCCGCGGGCAGACUCCUCACCUGUCCAGGGUCCUCGGCCCCCAGAUGCCACCUCUGACAAGGAGGCCACACGAGGCGGCUCAGUCUCUGAUGCUGAGCACUUGACAGCCAGCAGUUGCUCCACGUCCAGCCAGAGCAUCCUGGGUCUUCCCCAGCUGGGACUGGCCCUGUCGGGCCCUGUGGAGAAGGACACAAGCUCAGCCCUGAGCUCUAAGGCCAUGUCCCCCAGAAGGCCAUGGUCUCCAAGCAAAGAAGCAGGCAGCCGUCCACCACUCGCCCGCAAACACUCACUCACCAAAAACGACUCAUCUCCCCAGCAGUGUUCACCGGCCCCAGAACCACAGGCCUCAGUUGCAAGCAUGCUUGGCCCCCAGAUGGGUCCAGGAAGGGACACGGCCCCUCCUCCUUGUGGGUCUCCAAGACUUGCGCUGUCUUCUCUCACUCCCCACCCCCUGGGAAGAGAACUGGCCCCUCGAACACAUCUAUCCCCAGAACUUGAGGGAACCACAGAUCCAGGCCUCUCCAGACGCUCACCCACCGGGAGACGGUCUCUGGGUCGGGCUGAGUCACCACCACGGUCAGCGCUGCCAUGGAAGUGGGCCCUGGCUGGGCCAGGCAGCCCCGCAGCGGGUGAGCAUGGUCCAGGCUUGGGGCCAGCUCCGCGGGUUCUCUUCCCGCCCACACCUCUACCUCACAAACUUCUUGGCAGAAGCCCGGAGACCUGCACCUCCAUGUGGAAGGCCGAGUCCCGAAGUCCAACCUGCUCACCUGGCCCUGCUCAUCCUCUUUCCUCCCGACCCUUCUCCGCCCCCCAUGACUUCCACGGCCACAUCCCAGCCCGGACAGAGGAGAACAUCUUCAGCCACCUGCCUCUGCACUCCCAGCACCUUCCCCGUGCCCCGUGCCCCUUGAUUCCCAUCGGUGGGAUCCAGAUGGUACAAGCCCGGCCUGGGGCCCACCCCACCCUGCUGCCAGGGCCUUCCACAGCCUGGGUCAGUGGCUUCUCGGGGGGUGGCAGCGACCUGACAGGGGCCCGAGAGGCCCAGGAGCGAGGCCGCUGGAGUCCCACUGGAACCUCAUCAGCCUCUGUGUCCCCCGUGGCUAAGGUCUCCAAGUUCACACUCUCCUCGGAGCUGGAGGACAGAGACUACCCCAAGGAAGGGGAGAGGACCGGCAGAGGCCCAGGCAGACCUCCUGACUGGGUACCCUAUGGGGCCAAGGUGCCUGUGGAACCUGUGGCCACACACAGCCCCUGUACCCCACGGCCACCCCAGGACCAACAGGUGGCACAGUCCUGGAGCCUCCACUUGGAGUCACCAUGCACGCUGGCCACCCCGGAGGCCUCUGCCGCCCCACCACUGGACCGCAGCAGCUCCGUGGGCUGCCUGGCCGAGGUCUCUGCUCGCUUCCCAGCCCGGAGGAGGAACCUCUCUGGGGAACCCAGGACCAGCCAGGGCUCCCCCAAGCCCUCAGGUAGUGGGGAGCCCAGGGCAUCGCCACCCCAGCCCAAGGACAGGGCCCCCCCAAGCACUUAGCCUCUCUCCGUCCAACCGCGUCAGCAUCUGGCUUCCGGUGUUCCGCAACAGACGUUUGCAGCCAACGUCCUGGAGUCAUCUUGCUCCCAUGGGCCCCCUGUCCCAUCUGUCCAUCUGUCCACACAGUUUCUGCUCAGCUCCCAUCUGUUAUAUCUUCCCACGUAUUGCAGUUACCUGUGCCUUUUUCUAUACCUUUUGUUGCUUGAAAAGAAACAAAUCACACACACACACACACACACACACACACACAUACAUAAAAACAAGACAAACCCA
This is a messenger RNA of Urocitellus parryii (Arctic ground squirrel), 8661 nucleotides long. NCBI's taxonomy places the organism in Eukaryota, Metazoa, Chordata, Mammalia, Rodentia, Sciuridae. The record is from RefSeq and is a predicted model, not a curated record.